This is a messenger RNA of Uncinocarpus reesii 1704, 792 nucleotides long. RefSeq names its product voltage-gated potassium channel beta-2 subunit. Bases 1 to 792 code for a protein of 263 amino acids. NCBI's taxonomy places the organism in Eukaryota, Fungi, Ascomycota, Eurotiomycetes, Onygenales, Onygenaceae. The transcript has 3 exons. The record is from RefSeq and is a predicted model, not a curated record.
AUGCGCUGCAUGAAGCAAGCUUACGACCUCGGCGUUAAUUUUUUUGACGCUUCGGAGAAAUACUCGACAGGCCAGUUAGAGAUUGUCCUGGGCCGUGCAGUCAAAAGAUUUCGCUGGAAACGUAGCGAGCUGGUCACGUACGGUGCCGUCGGCGAAGGGCUGGCUAUCAACAGCCAAAGCCUCUCGCGAAAGCAUAUAGUUGAAGCAACCCUGGCGUCUCUCAAGCGCCUGGAUCUCGAAUACGUUGAUAUCAUCUGUGCGCAUCGACCGGACCGACUGACCCCGAUGGAAGAGACGGUUCGUGCAUUCAACUAUCUCAUUGAGAAAGGACUCGCAUUCUAUUGGGGAACAUCCAUGUGGUCCGCAGACGAAAUCACUGAGGCGUGCCGAAUCGCAAAGUGUCUUGGGCUUGUUGCGCCUAUCGUCGAGCAGCCAGUCUACAACCUGCUUGACCGGCAUAGAGUCGAAGGGGAGUAUCAGCAUAUAUAUGCGAGAUGCGGGAUCGGCCUUGUAGUGACAUCUCCCUUGAAAACUGGCAUUUUGACGGGAGGAUGUAACUAUCCAAACGGCGCGAGGCUCGCGGAUCCGCAAGGCGGCGCUAAGAUUCUCAACAGCAAAAAUGUCUCCCAUCUUCACGAGAGCAUGGCAUAUCUCCGGAAGGUCGAGCGCCUACAGGUAGGGGUAACCCAGACUCCUGGCAUUCCGGCUUGUGCUGAGAAGAAUCCUGCAAACAGCCCGUUCUGGAUAGACUUGGAGUCAGGCUAUCACACCUGGCACUGGCAUGGUGUCUGA